AUGUCUUCAAGGCCCCGCAGUCGUUCACCCUUGCCCUCUAACGAUCGCGCCCCGUCGCGUGCUUCGCGCUCGAGAACUCGCGACUCGCGACCUCGCAGUAUCACUCGCUCUCCAUCUCCCGAUACAGGUCGCCAUGACCGACGUUCAAGAAGCCGAACCCGGAGCCGAACCCGCUCAAGAUCCGUUUCUCGUACCCCUAUCAAAAGCGGCCGACGUUACCGGAGCCGCAGCUACAGCCGCUCGCGUUCGCCUAGCCGAGAUCGAAGCCCACCCCGGAGCGCAAAGAUUGUGGUAGAGAAAUUGACCAAGAAUGUGACCGAGCCUCAUCUCCGAGAGAUAUUCGGCGAAUUUGGUGAUAUCGAAAAGCUCGAGCUCCCAAUGAACCCAGCUUUUAUGACCAAUCGCGGUACCGCCUAUAUCCUCUACUAUGACCCCGCAGAUGCUGAGGCAGCAAUUGCCCAUAUGCAUGAAGCUCAACUUGAUGGUACAAAUCUGAAUGUUUCCAUCGUUCUUCCCCGGCGCAACUUUUCACGGUCACCACCACCGUCUACUCGAGGAAAUGGUCGGCGCAAUGGUCCAUAUGCAAAAUCUCCCCCAAGAAGACAGGGUCGCGCUCGGCCUACUGAGCGGCACGAUACCUAUCGACCACCAUCGCUCUCACGUUCGCGUUCGCGUUCACGAUCACCACGACGAGGGAGCACUCGCCCAGAAAGCCCCCGUCAGCACCGACGACGAAGCCCUAGUUAUAGUAGCUACAGUGAUCGGAGUCGGAGUCGGAGCCCCAAGAGGAGCCGAAGCCGGAACCGUCAUUAA
This is a messenger RNA of Penicillium pulvis, 813 nucleotides long. RefSeq names its product RNA-binding protein with serine-rich domain 1. The transcript has 3 exons. Bases 1 to 813 code for a protein of 270 amino acids. NCBI's taxonomy places the organism in Eukaryota, Fungi, Ascomycota, Eurotiomycetes, Eurotiales, Aspergillaceae. Gene Ontology annotation, cellular component: ASAP complex; cytoplasm; nucleoplasm. Gene Ontology annotation, molecular function: RNA binding. The record is from RefSeq and is a predicted model, not a curated record. Gene Ontology annotation, biological process: mRNA splicing, via spliceosome.